Gordionus sp. m RMFG-2023 is the source of this 1563-nucleotide messenger RNA. Its product is annotated as homocysteine-responsive endoplasmic reticulum-resident ubiquitin-like domain member 2 protein. The record is from RefSeq and is a predicted model, not a curated record. NCBI's taxonomy places the organism in Eukaryota, Metazoa, Nematomorpha, Gordioida, Chordodea, Parachordodidae. The transcript is spliced from 9 exons. Gene Ontology annotation, biological process: endoplasmic reticulum unfolded protein response. Bases 77 to 1384 code for a protein of 435 amino acids. Gene Ontology annotation, molecular function: protein binding.
ACGUAAAACUUUGCAAUUGGUCUUUUAUUAUAUUCUUUAUAUUAUAAUCACAAAUUAAUUAUAUUUAAACUUGUUAAUGGAUUCUGAAAAUUUAAGAAUAAAUCUUAAAUCCCCAAUAUUUACUGAUGAAAUAGUCAAUGCCUCAUGGAAAUGGACUGUAUAUCAUUUAAAAAAUCAUUUAACGAGUGUAUACCCAUUAAAGCCUACAAUUGGGCAACAACGUCUUAUAUAUGCAGGCAGAUUACUUAAAGAUGAUCAACCAUUGAUUGAAGUGUUUAAAAAAGAUGAUCAUUCUCCAUAUAAUUUGCAUAUAAUCUGUUCACCUAGCUUACCUGAUUUAUCAUAUUCAAAAGUAUCAAAACAUGAUAAUAGCCUUCCUAAUACAAAUAAAGAAAAAUUAAAUACAGCGACCUCUAACAACCUGAAUUAUUUUUCAUCAACAUCAACACCUAUGGCCAUGCCAAGUGUUUACAAUUCUUUCACACCAUAUUCCUCAGAAUACUAUCAAAUUUUGCAAAAAUCAAUUUAUGAUUCAUGGCAAAUAUAUUAUCAAAACAUGUAUCGUAGCCUGGUUCCUAAUCAAAAUACUCCAAUCACGCAUCAUACAGUUCCUCCAAACCACAACUACCAACCACCCAUCAGUCAUUACCAUCACCCUUACUAUUCAAUUCUGUGGCAACAGUACCAUAACAACAAUCAACCAAGCUUUCAGCAAGUUCCAACCAAUGUCAAUUUAAAUAAUUAUCAAAAUCUUCUAAUCAAUAACCCUCAUCUUAUUAAUAAUAACUUAAAUUAUGAGGUUGCUCCAAACCUAUCUCCCCUGCGCCAAGCUUACAACGCUAUAAUGAAUAACCACUUAAAUAAUCAGCAACAGCAACCCAAUAAUGCAAAUGUGAAUAAUAACGCCAAUGCCAAUAAUGAGAGGGGUAAUGUGGAUUGGGUUGAUUGGAUCUACCUUUUUUUCCGCGUCGUUAUUCUCUUUUCCAUUCUCUACUUUUACUCGUCCAUCAAUCGUUUUUUGGUUGUGCUCUUUUUCUCUACCCUCUUGUUUUUAUAUCAAGCUGGACUCUUACUCGCGCCUAUGAGGCAAAGAGCCAACGAAAUUCCUAAUAAUGCGAAUCCAAAUUUAAACAAUGAUAAUAACAUGGCGGUUGAAGAGAAUGGAGAAAGUGGUUCUGAUGGGAAUGCUACUGUUAAUCCCAAUAAUUCUCCUCAUCAAAAUGUUCUACCAAAUCCUGAAGAAAAUGAAACCAGCCCUAUUAUCAGAAAGAUAGUAGCCAAAAUGAAUAUUUUUUGGAACUGCACCAAGACCAUACUCUUCAUUUUUGUCACCUUCUUUACCUCCCUGAUUCCCGAUAGACCGCCUCCUAUAGAUUUUAAUUAAAUAUUCCGUUCGGUGUUCUUAUUUGUUGGAAAAAAAACGAUAGACUAUUCUACACUUUUAAUAGUUUGGAUUCGUUUAUAUUUUUGCCUACUUUUGCAUUCUUAUAAAAAUAUUAAUAAAACUUAUAUAAAUAUUUAUCCCAUAAUUUUUUUUCCCUAUUUUUGGUGCUUAUAAAUUUU